GUAAUUUCCUGGUGGUGGGUUGAGUGUCCGAGUAGUAAUAUUGCCAAAUAAUUUAAACAUGGGCAGCCUGUUCAUUCCAUUCCCAUAGAAUGGUGGAGUAUAUAGACAGAUUUAGGCUUCAUUUAAAUAUCUUUUUGGGGCCAUUAAAUAACAGUAGUAACACUAAUUAUUUUUCUUGGGUGAAGAUAUUAUGAGGAAAAGGGCAGUGUUGAUAGGCUGCAAUUACCCGGGCACCAAGGCGGAGCUGAAGGGCUGCAUUAACGAUGUGCGGCGGAUGCACCGCUGCCUGCUCGACCGAUACGGUUUUCCGGCGGAGAAUAUCGUUGUGCUCAUCGAUACAGAGGGUAGUGCCGACGCGCAGCCCACCGGCAGGAACAUACGCGCCGCCCUCUCCGAUCUGGCAGCCUCCUCCCAGCCCGGCGACGUCCUCUUCGUGCACUACAGCGGCCACGGCACCCGCCUCCCGGCCGAGAACGACGAAGACGACGACACCGGCUAUGAUGAGUGCAUUGUCCCCACUGACAUGAAUCUCAUUACUGAUGACGACUUCAGAGAGGUGGUGAACAAAGUAGCCGAGGGAAGCCGGAUCACCAUCGUCUCGGACUCCUGCCAUAGCGGAGGCCUAAUCGACGAGUCCAAGGAGCAGAUCGGCGAGAGCACAGGCCGGAACAGAAGGAAACAACAACAACACAAGCAAAAAUGCUCAGGAUUGAAGAGCUUCCUGUGCACGGAAGUCCAGCAAGAAGAAGCAGCAACGGAGCACCUCAUGAGCAAAUCUCUGCCGCUGUCGACAUUCAUCGAGAUACUCAAGCAGAAGACGGGUAAGCACGACAUCGAUGCAGGCAAGCUGAGGCCGACCUUGUUCGACAUAUUCGGCAACGAGACCACGCCGAAGAUCACCAAGUUCAUGAAUGCGGUGAGGAGCAAGUUUGGAGGGCGUGAUGGUGGCGGCUGUAUCACAGAUGGUGGGAUUCUGAUCAGCGGAUGCCAGUCCGACGAGACCUCUGCGGAUACCAGCCCCGAUGGGGACACUUCCCGAGCAUACGGCGUGCUGAGCAAUGCGAUUCAGGUGAUAAUCGCGGAGACGGAUGGGAGAGUGAGCAACCGGAAGCUGGUGGUUAGGGCGAGGAAGAUGUUGAAGCGGCAGGGCUUCACGCAGCACCCUGGCCUUUACUGCACUGAUCAAAAUCUGAAUGCUCGUUUUAUUUGCUGAUUUUUUAAAAGCCAAUUUAAAUCUGGACCGUUGAUGGAUUGAAUUGUAACCGUUUGAUCAAUUAGUUAGUUGAUUGUUUUUCCCCUUUUCCCUUUUAGCCGAGAAAUUAAGGCUUAUGUUCUUUGUAAUUCAGUUUCGAUCUCUCUCAGCUCAAUAAAGAUUUCUCUCUCAAAUCUAAUCAUCCUUCUUCUACAAUUCUUGAUUCCAAAUUUGUUUACAAAUGGGCGCCGUCCGGUGGGAAGCGAGCAAUCGGAGAAGAUGGCUGCGAGACUUGAAGCAGAGAAGUUCACCGGGAAAAAUGACUUCGAUUUGUGGUGGAUGAAGAUGCGCGCGAUGCUCAUUCAACAAUGGUUGUCGGCGCCACUUGAUGGAGAGAAGGAGACGGCUGCGGCAGAUUUUGAUGAAAAAGCCGUGGCGAAGCGAGCUGAAAUUGCGGCGAAGGCACACAGUGUGGUAGUGUUAUGCCUUGGUGAUAAGGUGCUUAGGGAGGUCGCCAAAGAAACCACGGCGGCCGGAAUCCUUAAGAAACUCAAGAAUCUGUAUCUCACAAAGUCUCUCGCCAAUCGACUUUGUAUGAAACAAUGGCUCUAUUCGUACAAGUUCUUGGAGGAAAAAGGUGUAAUGGAGUAGUUGGAAGACUUUAAUAAAGCGAUCGAUGAUCUUGAGAACAUCGACGUGACAAUUGGUGACGAGGAUGAAGCAAUUCUCUUCCUCAAUGCUUUACCCAAAUCCUAUGAUCAUCCACGUGAUGCAUUCAUGUAUGGGAGGGAAGGCACUAUCACAUUCUUGGAGGUGCAAUCUGCCUUAAGGGCUAAAGAGCUACAAGCGAUUGGAACCAGAACAAUUGACUCUGCAUCCGAGAGCUCAAUAUCAAAGGAUCUAAGGGCAAGAAACCGUUCAAGAAGAAGAAUGAGGGGACCAAGCAGCCGUGGAAUGAUCAGAAGAAAAGUAGAGUAUGCUUUUGGUGUAAAAAACCGGGGCAUCUCAAGAAAGACUGCUACGGGUGGAAGAAGAAGCAAGCCACGUCCGGAAAUCAAGGUACAAAUACCUCUGACUGUAUUGAAUCAAGUAGUGCAGCUGAGGUGUUAAAUGUGAUGGAAACUAUUGAUGGAGCAUCUUGGAUUAUGGAUAGUGGUUGUAGCUUUCAUAUCUGUCCCAAUAAGGAAUGGUUUGAGAACUUGACUGAUGCAGAUGGUACUGUCACUCUUGGCAACAAUCAAGUGUGUAGUAUAAGGUGAAUUGGGUCUAUUAAGCUCAAGAUGCAGAAUCAGUGUGUGAAAAUACUUAGUGAAGUUAGGUACAUACCAAAAGUAAAAAGAAAUCUGAUAUCUUUGGGUUCACUAGAGCAGAAGGGUUGUUCUUUCUUUUCAUCUGGUGGAAAGAUGUUAGUAAAGAAGGGUUAAGAUGUGGUCAUGAUGGCUGAGAGAAGGGGUAGCCUAUACUAUCUUGUUCUUUCUUUUCAUCUGGUGGAAAGAUGUUAGUAAAGAAGUGUUAAGAUGUGGUCAUGAUGACUGAGAGAAGGGGUAGCCUAUACUAUCUAUAUGCUUCUGUUAUCAAGGUGCAUAAAGAUGAACAACUAAAUUUGGUGAAAUCUUCAAGUCUGAAAGUUCAGCAUGAAAGAUUGGGCCAUCCAGGUCUUGGAAGUGUCAGGGAGUUGGUCAAAAAACAUAUUAUCUCAUCUGAUGAAUCACAAGAAGUGCAGCCUUACCAAGACUGCAUCAAAGGGAAAUCAACAAAGCUACCAUACCUUGCUGGUAAGCAUACCUCUUCCUCCCCUCUGGAUUAUAUAUACAGUGACUUGUGGGGACCAGCACCAGUGAAUACUAUAUGAGGAGGCAGAUAUUACAUGACAUUCAUUGAUGAUUAUUCAAGGAAAACUUGGAUAUAUAUUUUGAAAGAGAAAUCAGAGGCAUUUGCUAAGUUUAAAGAGUGGUGCACUGAGGUUGAACUAGAAAAAGGCUGCAAAGUGAAAUGUCUCAGAACAGAUAAUGGACUUGAAUAUUUGUCCAAGAGCUUUGAUGAUUUCUGCAAACAAAGGGGGAUCAAGAGGCAUAGGACAGUUCCUUUGAACCCUCAACAGAAUGGAGUGGCUGAAAGAGCAAAUAGGACCAGUGUUGAGAGGAUAAGGUGUAUGCUAUUUUCUUCAGGGCAGGGAAAAAGGUUCUGGGGGGAAGCAGCUUCUACUGUUGUUUAUCUGAUGAAUAAGUGUCCCUCAAGCAGCAUCAAUGGUGAUACCCCGGAUUAUAGGUGGUUUGCCAGACAUGCAAGUUAUAGCAAUCUGAAGAUCUUUGGCUGUAAGGUUUUUGCUCAUAUAAAGCAAGGUAAAUUGGAUCCCAGCUCGGUGGUAAGACGCUUCACCUCUGACCGUUAGGUCGGGGGUCCGAGUCACCUCGGAGGGUAGAUGGGGAACCAUCGUUGAUCCUCCUUUUAAAAAAGAAAAAAAAAUUGGAUAUCAGGGCAUUAAUGUGUGUGAUGUUGGGAUACCAAAAAGGGGUCAAGGGGUAUAGAUUGUGGUGCAUAGAGUCUGGAAACCACAAAAUAGUGAUCAGCAGAUGUUAUAUUUUUGGAAAAUGACAUGCCAUUUCUGAAUAAAGGGGGUUCCUCUGAUGGAGUUAGAAUUGUAGCAGAUGAUGGGACUGAUUUUGAGGUGGAGCCUGCAGAUAGGCAGUUUGUAAUUCAGGAUCCAAGUGAGGAGGAUUCUGAUACAGACACUGAUCAGAAAACCACUUAAACAACUGGGAAUUCUGCUGAUAAUUCUGAUGUUCUAGUAAAUGCUCAAGAGGAUUUAAGCAAUUAACAGCUAACAAGGGAUAGAGUCAGAAGAGUUGGGAAGCCACCAAACAGCUUCUCUGAUUCUGAAAUGGUCUUUUAUGCAUUAGUUGCUGCAGAAGAAAUUGAGCUUGAGGAGCCUCUCACAUACAAAGAAGCCAUGAGAAGCAAAGAUAAAGACAGGUGGAUGCAGGCAAUGAGAGAAGAAAUUGACUCUCUGAUCAGAAACAAAACUUGGGUUCUUGUGGAAAAAGUGGAAGGCUUGAAGUUAAUUACUUGCAAAUGGAUUUUUAAAAGGAAGAUAGAAGCAGAUGGCUCUGUCAGAUUUAAGGCCAAGCUGGUGGCUAGAGGAUUUACUAAAGAAUAUGGGAUCGAUUACAAUGAGGUAUUUUCACCUGUAGUAAAACACAGUUCCAUCAGAAUGAUGAUAUCAGUUGUAGCAAAGAACAACUGAGAGCUUGAACAGAUGGAUAUGAACACAACUUUUCUUAAUGGUGAGCUGGAUGAGACUAUUUACAUGGUCCAACCUGAAGGCUUUGUUGUACCUGGGGAAGAAUUGAAGGUAUGUAAGUUGAAUAAAAGUCUCUAUGGCCUCAAGCAAGCAAGCAGGCAGUGGCACAAUAAGUUUAACUCUCACAUGUUAGCUUGUGGUUUCACCAGAUCUAAGUAUGAUUCCUGUGUGUAUUUCAAGAAAAAAGGUGGAGUAUCAGUGGCCAAUCUAUUGUUAUAUGUAGAUGACAUGCUCAUUGCAGGAGCUUGCAAGAAAGAGGUGGAGCAAGUGAAAGAGGAUCUGAGGUCUGGUUUUGACAUGAAGGACCUUGGAUCAGCUAGAAAGAUACUGGGAAUGAGCAUAAUCUGAAAUAGAGAGCAGGGGGAGUAUUUGGCUUGGUCAGUCUGAUUACAUAUUAAAAAUGCUGAAGAGAUUUAAUAUUGAUAAUCUGAAGGAGAGUGCAACACACCUCUGGCACAACACUCAAAUUGUCAGCCAGCCAGAAGCCUCAAAGUGAAAGAGAAAGGAAGGAAAUGGAGGUAAUCCCUUAUGCUAAGAUAAUAGGCAGUGUAAUGUGUGCAAUGGUCUGCACAAGGCCAGACAUUGCACAAGCUGUGAGCUUGACCAGUAGGUUCAUGGCAGAUCACGGAAGAGAACAUUGGCUGGCACUCAAAUGGCUUUUGAGGUACCUAAAAGGUGCUGCAAGAUUGGGAAUCAUGUAUGGAGGAAACAAGAUUCAUAGUGGUGAUGCGUUGAUGGGUUUCUGUGACUCAGAUUAUGCUGGAAAUAUUGAUAACAGAAGGUCACAGACAUGGUAUGUUUUCACCAUGUUUGGUUUUGCAAUAAGUUGGAAAUCAAGUCAGCAACAUAUGGUAGCCUUAUCAACAAUUGAGUCUGAGUACUUGGCACUUGCAGCUGCUAUCAAAGAAAGCUUCUGGUUAAAGGGUCUUGCAACAGAACUUGGAGUUCAUCAGAAGUGUAUUGUUGUUGGCUAUGACAGUAGCAGUGCUAUUGCACUUUCUAGACAUCAGGUAUUUCAUGAACGGAGUAAGCACAUCGACGUGCGCUUACACUUGAUCAGAGAAAAGAUUGAAGAAGGAGAGGUUGAAGUAUUUAAGAUCAACACAAAGGUUAAUCCAGCUAAUAUGCUUACAAAAGCUUUGCCGAGGGAUAAGGUGGAGCUGUGCAGAAACUUAAUGAUGCUGCAGAAAUGUGAUGAGGCUGGAUGACUGAGCAAGGUGGAGAUUUGAAGAUGUAUUUGCUCAAGUCAGCCUAGCACAACACUUGGUCAAAAUUGAGAAGGAAGGAUUUAAAAGCCAAUUUAAAUCUGGACCGUUGGAUAGAUAGUUGAUGGAUUGAAUUGUAAUCGUUUGAUCAAUUAGUUAGUUGAUUGUUUUUCCCCUUUUCCCUUUUAGCCGAGAAAUUAGGGCUUAUGUUCUUUGUAAUUCAGUUUCAAUCUCUCUCAGCUCAGUAAAGAUUUCUCUCUCAAA
Messenger RNA from Salvia splendens (bonfire salvia), 5962 nucleotides. RefSeq names its product metacaspase-4. Gene Ontology annotation, cellular component: cytoplasm. Gene Ontology annotation, molecular function: cysteine-type endopeptidase activity. The record is from RefSeq and is a predicted model, not a curated record. The transcript has 2 exons. Lineage: Eukaryota; Viridiplantae; Streptophyta; Magnoliopsida; Lamiales; Lamiaceae. The coding region runs from base 191 to 1213 and encodes 340 amino acids. Gene Ontology annotation, biological process: proteolysis.